Messenger RNA from Pelobates fuscus (common spadefoot toad), 3138 nucleotides. RefSeq names its product synapsin I (gene SYN1). NCBI's taxonomy places the organism in Eukaryota, Metazoa, Chordata, Amphibia, Anura, Pelobatidae. Bases 1 to 2055 code for a protein of 684 amino acids. Gene Ontology annotation, molecular function: ATP binding. The transcript is spliced from 13 exons. Gene Ontology annotation, cellular component: synaptic vesicle membrane; synaptic vesicle. The record is from RefSeq and is a predicted model, not a curated record. Gene Ontology annotation, biological process: neurotransmitter secretion.
AUGAUGAAUUACCUGCGGCGCCGUCUGUCAGACAGUAACUUUAUGGCCAAUCUGCCCAAUGGGUACAUGAGUGACCUGCAGCGACCAGAGACCCCCGCUCCACCUGCUGCCUCUCCGGGCCCCCCAGCUGUUUCACCUGACCCCAGUGCAGGGGGUGGUGGGGGCUUCUUCUCAUCUUUGUCUAAUGCCGUGAAACAGACUACAGCCGCCCUCAGUGAGCAGGUAUCCACAGCCACCAUGGGUGGACCAGGGACCCGUGGGUCCAAAGUACUGCUGGUCAUAGACGAACCCCAUACCGACUGGUCAAAACAUUUUAAGGGAAGGAAAAUCAAUGGAGAAUUUGACAUAAAAGUGGAACAAGCUGAGUUCUGUGACUUGAAUCUCGUAGCACACUCCAACGGCAAUUUCUCUGUGGAUUUGGAGGUUUUGAGAAAUGGAGUGAAGGUGAUGAGGUCAUUAAAGCCAGACUUUGUGCUAAUCCGCCAGCACGCAUUCAGCAUGGCUCGCAAUGGCGACUUCCGUAGCUUGGUGAUUGGUCUUCAGUAUGCCGGAGUACCAGGCCUCAACUCGCUGCACUCUGUGUAUAACUUCUGUGACAAGCCCUGGGUGUUCUCCCAGAUGGUCCGUCUACAGAAGAAGCUAGGACCGGAGGAGUUUCCUCUGAUUGAGCAAACCUAUUACCCCAACCACAAAGAAAUGCUCACCGCCUCAAAAUUCCCAGUCGUGAUUAAAAUGGGACAUGCACAUUCCGGAAUGGGCAAGGUCAAGGUGGACAAUCAGUAUGACUUUCAAGACAUCGCCAGUGUGGUCGCCCUGACCAAGACCUACGCUACGUCAGAGCCUUUCAUCGAUGCCAAGUAUGACGUCCGUAUCCAGAAGAUCGGAACGAACUACAAAGCCUAUAUGAGAACAUCCAUCUCUGGAAACUGGAAGACCAACACGGGUUCCGCCAUGUUAGAGCAGAUCGCAGUAUCUGAAAGGUACAAGCUAUGGGUCGACGCCUGUUCGGAAAUAUUUGGUGGCUUAGAUAUCUGUGCGGUGGAGGCCCUUCAUGGAAAGGAUGGGAGGGACCAUAUCAUCGAGGUGGUCGGCUCCUCUAUGCCUUUGAUUGGGGACCAGCAGGAGGAAGACAGGCAGCUAAUAGCAGACCUCGUGGUGACCAAGAUGUCCCAAGUUCAGCAACGUAGCCCCUCACCCAGUCGCUCCAUUCACGGGCCAGCACAACAGACUCAAGCUGUCCAUGCCCGACCUGCAGCCCCUGCUCAACAGCAGAGACCCCCACCUCAAGGUGGACCUCAGAGCGCUCAGGCACCUCAACGCCAGGGGCCUCCUCCCCAGCAGAGGCCUGCCCCUCAGGGUCAGCAACUUCAAGGUUUGGGGCCUCAGCCAUCAUCACAUCCACCAAAUCUUCCCAGCCCAGGGGCCCAACAAAGACAAAUGAUCCCUCAGCAGCAGCCGCAGCAGGCUCGGCCUCAACAGCCAAGCCCUCGCCAAUCACAGUCUCCCCAAAGGCAGCCAAGCUCUCAGGGGGCUCAGUCACCCCAGCGUCAACAGCAGGGCCCUCCAAUGCCAUCAGGCCCCAAACCAGUGGGAACUCAGCCACCGCAGCCCCGGCAGCCUGGCCCACCAAGGCAACCUGUUCCAGCAGGACCUCAGCAAAAGCCCCCUCCUCCUGCCCAUCAGCAGCAACAGCAGGGCAUCCGCCAACAGGGACAGCAGCCCCCUCCUCAGCAACGUCAGUCAGCUCCUGGAGCAACACAGCAACAACAGCCGCAGCAGCCUCAGCGACCCAUGACCCAGCAACCCAGGCCUAACCCCCAGGGACCUGGACAGGUGUCCUCUCGUCCUGGUGGAACUCAGAAGCCUCAGCUGGCUCAGAAGCCGGGCCCAGAGCUGCCCCCACCCCAGCCGCAGCUGAACAAGUCCCAGUCCCUCACCAACUCCUUCACCCUUGCAGACUCUCCAGCUCCACGUUCCAGUCUUAGCCACGAUGAGGUGAAAGCCGAAACCAUUCGGAACCUGAGGAAAUCUUUCGCUAGUCUCUUUUCAGACUGAGGGGACGUUUCCGAGCAUCACUUACCCCUCUGACCACAUCAUACCUCCUUCAUCCGGCACAGCGUUUCUUGUCCCCAACGCGUAUGCACGGCUUAUAUCCUGAAAGUGCAAAUAGAGAUAGAUAUGGAGAGAAAGCAAACUAUGGGAGGAAGAGAUAAAUCUAUUCUGUCAGGGGUGAUAUAACAUUACUUCUAUAAUUAAAAAAAAAAUAUUUAUAUAUAUAUAUAUACAUAUCUUAUAGAUCAGCCAGGCAGAGGGACAAAUCUGUCAGCUCCAGCUUGGCUCAACAGAGGAAUGUGUACUGGCACUCACAAUGCUUUGUGGUACGCACUGGGUAUAGAAAGGUGAUACAGAUUGAGUUUAAUUAAAGAUUUCUAAAGCACCCAGACGGCGGCGUCCAUACAGAGUCUGUGCGUGUCAGUCCUUCGUAUUUAUAUAAAUAUAUAAUAUAUUCAUACAUAUUAAUAUUUCAAAUCUCGUCAUAGCAAAAGUAGCGUAAAAUAUUAGACAUCGCGCCCGUUUGCGCACUUUCUAGUUCACGCAGUCACAGUGUUGCACUCUUCCUCCCAAGUACUCUCGCUAUCUAUCCCUCCGGUAUUUGUCUCUCUCUGAUUCAGUCUAGUGAGUUGCUGUGACAGUCCCUUCUAAGUAGAUUUCUGUUACUGGUCUAGUUUCCUUGACCCUGCUCUACACCCCAGUGACUGACCUCUGCUGCCGUAUCAGAGCCCAGCCACACUCUGACCAUUUUCCCUUAUUGAGUCUAUGCUUCUGUACCACCACCUUUUGUCACUCUCCCUCCAUGUCUUAUUUGUAUGGAAGUAACACUGUUGUACUGUGUGUAACGUAAGCUUGCUGUGCAGUAAAUAUUGUGACGAGAUUGUUAGUGAGCGCCAUGUUCCUUUCAAGUAGUGAAAUAAUGUUGUAUUAAGAGUAAUAUAUUAUAUAUGAUUAAGUUACUAACCGCUGCCCUCAGGUGCAGAGAGAUGCCUGUCAUUGUUUGUGAACGCGUCUGUGUGAUAAUGUGAACCCAGUGGGGCAAUAAGAUGUGACUUGUCUAAAGAAAUAAAAAUUCAGACAGUAAAA